CCCUCUCUUCCUUCUCCACACACGGUGUCCAGAAGUGCUACUCAGUGGGGGUGCAGCUAGUAGUAGAAAGUAGAGCUGAGAUGGGGAAAAUGCAAGUUUUGGGUGUAGUUGCGGUCAUAUUGGCAGUUUACUGCGUACAUGCGACCGUUUACUUUCGUGAGGAGUUUCUGGACGGUGAUGAGUGGAGAAGUCGCUGGGUGAACUCCAAACACAAAUCUGACUAUGGAGAGUGGAAGCUAACAGCUGGCAACUUCUAUGGAGAUGCUGAGAAAGACAAAGGUCUGCAAACAAGCCAGGAUGCUCGAUUCUAUGCUACCUCUGCCCGUUUCGAGCCUUUCAGCAAUGAGGGCAAGAGUCUGGUCAUUCAGUUUACAGUCAAGCAUGAGCAGAAGAUCGACUGUGGCGGCGGCUAUGUGAAGGUCUUCCCUGCCGACUUGGAUCAGACCGCGAUGCAUGGAGAAUCCUCAUAUUACAUCAUGUUUGGCCCUGAUAUCUGUGGCUACAGCACCAAGAAAGUCCAUGUCAUCUUCAAUUACAAGGGCAAGAAUCACCUCAUCAAAAAAGAGAUUAAGUGCAAGGAUGAUGAGCUUACCCACAUUUACACACUGAUCCUGAACCCAGAUCAGACCUAUGAGGUGAAGAUUGACAAUGAGAAGGUAGAAUCCGGCAGUCUGGAAGAGGACUGGGACUUCCUGCCUCCUAAGAAAAUCAAGGACCCUGAAGCCAAGAAGCCAGAGGACUGGGAUGACCGUGCCAAGAUUGACGAUGCUGAUGACACCAAGCCUGAGGACUGGGACAAACCUGAAAACAUUCCAGACCCUGAUGCUAAAAAGCCUGAAGACUGGGACGAGGAUAUGGAUGGAGAAUGGGAACCACCUAUGAUCCCCAACCCAGAGUACAAGGGGGAAUGGAAACCCAAGCAGAUCGACAACCCCAGCUACAAAGGAUCCUGGGUGCAUCCUGAGAUUGACAAUCCUGAAUAUAGCCCUGAUUCAACCAUCUAUAAGUUUGACAGCAUUGGUGUCUUAGGUCUUGAUCUCUGGCAGGUGAAAUCUGGUACCAUCUUUGACAACUUCCUGAUCACAGACGACGUGAAGGAGGCAGAGGACAUUGCAAACGAAACAUGGGGGGUGACAAAGGAACCAGAGAAGAAAAUGAAACAGGACCAAGAUGACCUGAAACGAAAAGAAGAGGAAGAGAAGACCAAGGAGCAAGCCACUGAAGCUGAGGAGGAUGAAGAAGAGGAUGAGGAAGAUGAGGACCUGGAUGAGGAGGAAGAAACAAAGGACGACAUGGAGGAGGCCCUUUCAGAAAUGGAUGAGGAGGAAGCAAAGGCCAAGGAUGAGCUUUGAGGAGGGUGUCCAGAGAUUUUGUCUGCCCCUCCUUUAGAAACUCUGUCCUAUAUUUUCCAGGGUCAUUGUGGCUGCUGUGCAUCCUUUCCCUGAGAUCUGGACACAACACAACUUGGGGGCAUUUGUACUGUAGUGUAGGGUUGCAAGCUGAUGUUGGUGAACUUGGUUUCUCUUUCAUUUUGGUCAUGAUAUUACCCUUUUGCCCGUGAACUGCUGGUUUGAUUCUAAGGUUUCCAACAAUCGGAGUCCAAUAAUUCCUUUUUUUUUUUGUUAUAACAGACAUUGACAUCUGUUAUCUUGAUUGUAGUGAUCUAAGCAUCUAUGUUAUUUGCAGAUCCCCUUGAACAGGCUGCACAGUUUACCAGAAGCUGUGGUACAAAUGACAAAUUGAGAUAUGGAGUAGCCAAUCAGAUUUUAUCCUUAUUAUCCCAUUGUCCUCUUGCAGCCUGGUCAACAAUAAAAUGCACAUAACUGAACUUACAAUGCACAAACUGUAAGACUUCACAAAUCACAAAGUACAGACAAAUCAAAACUGUAAUGUUAUGUAACUUAUUUUGAUUAUGGCUGUAGCACUGACUUCUUAUUUUCCCUUUUAAAAACACUCUUUAAGGCACACUUGAAUGACGUGUUCAGACAUAAAUUAAAUUUCAUCAAAGUACAAAAUGAUUUUUUUUUUUUUGACAUUUAAAUGAGAUGAAUUUAACCUGCCUCUAAUGUGAUUUAAAUCCUGAAAGUCUGGAGAAACAGAUGAUGAGCCCCUGGUGUGACUUUUGACAUCGCAAAGGAUCACACGUUUAUUUUUAUUGGACAGAAUGUUAUUGAUACCAAAGUUUUUAUUAAAAGAUUAUAACCUUAA
Acanthopagrus latus (yellowfin seabream) is the source of this 2208-nucleotide messenger RNA. RefSeq names its product calreticulin 3b (gene calr3b). Gene Ontology annotation, molecular function: calcium ion binding. Gene Ontology annotation, biological process: protein folding. Bases 81 to 1352 code for a protein of 423 amino acids. The record is from RefSeq and is a predicted model, not a curated record. The transcript has 9 exons. Lineage: Eukaryota; Metazoa; Chordata; Actinopteri; Spariformes; Sparidae. Gene Ontology annotation, cellular component: endoplasmic reticulum membrane; endoplasmic reticulum.